Arabidopsis arenosa is the source of this 2298-nucleotide messenger RNA. The record is from the annotation of a GenBank genome assembly. Lineage: Eukaryota; Viridiplantae; Streptophyta; Magnoliopsida; Brassicales; Brassicaceae.
CUGUCUUGCUUAUUUGAUUUUCGUUUCUCCCACUAACAAACUCUCACCUCCCUUUCCGGUAAAACAAAAAUAAGAUCUUUGUUUCUUUUUGGAAUGAAAAUGUAAACAAACAAAAAAAAAAACAAAAAACAAAUUUGACGAAGACAACAUAAAACGUUAAAGAUUGAGGAAGACAGAAGAUUUGCUAUGGGGAGAAGCAUAAAGAUCGGAGGAUGAAACCCUCUUUAAUGGAUAGUCUACUAGGUCUCCUCCGUAUUCGCAUCAAACGCGGCGUCAAUCUCGCAGUCCGCGAUCUCAACAGUAGUGAUCCUUACGUCGUCGUCAAAAUGGGAAAACAGAAAAUGAAGACUCGAGUUAUUUACAAAGAUGUAAAUCCUGAGUGGAAUGAAGAUUUAACUCUCUCAGUUUCAGAUCCCAAUCUUACCGUCCUCUUGACGGUGUAUGAUUACGACACGUUCACCAAAGACGACAAGAUGGGAGAUGCAGAAUUCGUGAUAAAGCCGUUUGUUAAUGCAUUGAAGAUGCACUUACAUGAUCUCCCAUCUGGGACCAUUGUGACCACGGUCCAGCCUAGCCGAAACAAUUGCCUAGCCGAGGAGUCUCGGGUUAUAUGGUCUGACGGUAAGCUUGUUCAAGAUAUAGUUCUUAGACUAAGACAUGUCGAGUGCGGUGAGGUUGAAGCUCAACUUCAAUGGAUUGAUCUUCCCGGAUCUAAGGAGGAAGAGAGAGAUAUCCAAAAAAGCUACUGGAUGGAGCAUUCUAGUGAUUUGACUGUUGAAGCUAUGAUGCUUGACUCCAAAGCUUCUGAUCUCGACAAAGAAGAACGUCCUGAGGUACUCUCUUUAAUCCCACCAUAUGAAGGGAAAUCUGUGCUUGAACUUGGAGCUGGUAUUGGUCGUUUCACUGGUGAAUUAGCUCAAAAGGCUGGUGAAGUUAUUGCCCUUGACUUUAUCGAAAGCGCGAUUAAGAAGAAUGAAAGUGUUAAUGGGCAUUACAAGAACAUCAAGUUUAUGUGUGCUGAUGUAACAUCUCCAGACCUGAAAAUCGCAGAUGGAUCUAUUGACUUGAUUUUUUCAAACUGGUUGCUUAUGUAUCUCUCUGAUAAAGAGGUGGAACUAAUGGCAGAGAGAAUGAUUGGAUGGAUAAAGCCAGGGGGAUACAUUUUCUUCAGAGAAUCUUGCUUCCAUCAAUCUGGGGACAGCAAGCGAAAGUCAAACCCCACCCACUACCGUGAACCCAGAUUCUAUACAAAGGUUUUCAAAGAAUGCCAGACACGUGAUGCUUCUGGCAAUUCAUAUGAGCUCUCCAUGGUUGGUUGCAAAUGCAUUGGGGCUUAUGUGAAGAACAAGAAGAAUCAAAAUCAGAUUUGCUGGAUUUGGCAAAAAGUCAGCUUGGAGAAUGACAAGGACUUCCAGCGUUUCUUGGACAAUGUUCAAUACAAGUCCAGUGGGAUCUUGCGCUAUGAGCGCGUCUUUGGGGAAGGAUAUGUGAGCACUGGUGGAUUUGAGACAACUAAAGAAUUUGUGGCGAAGAUGGAUCUUAAACCCGGACAGAAAGUCCUGGAUGUUGGUUGUGGUAUUGGUGGAGGUGACUUCUACAUGGCUGAGAAUUUCGAUGUUCAUGUUGUCGGAAUCGAUCUAUCGGUCAACAUGAUCUCUUUCGCUCUGGAGCGUGCCAUUGGACUCAAAUGCGCAGUUGAGUUUGAAGUCGCGGAUUGCACCACAAAAACUUAUCCUGAUAAUUCCUUCGAUGUCAUUUACAGCCGUGACACUAUACUGCACAUCCAAGACAAGCCAGCUCUAUUCAGGGCAUUCUUCAAGUGGCUUAAACCAGGCGGUAAAGUUCUCAUCACCGACUAUUGCAGAAGUGCUGAAACUCCGUCUCCUGAUUUCGCAGAGUACAUAAAACAAAGAGGAUAUGAUCUCCAUGAUGUUCAAGCUUACGGACAGAUGCUGAAAGACGCAGGCUUUGAGGAUGUGAUCGCUGAGGACCGUACUGAUCAGUUUGUACAAGUCCUCAGGCGUGAAUUAGAAAAAGUGGAGAAAGAAAAGGAAGAAUUCAUCAGCGACUUCUCAGAAGAGGAUUACAAUGACAUUGUUGGAGGAUGGGCAGCAAAACUUGAAAGGACUGCAUCUGGUGAACAGAAAUGGGGAUUAUUCAUAGCCAACAAGAAGUAAAAUCCAUGUUUUCACCCCAAAAUUCUGUGGUGAUUCAUUUCCCUUCAAUAAAACCGUUCCUUUGGAGGACAAUAUCUGCUUGUUUUUCUAUCAUGGAACAUAAGAAAAACUCGUGUUCUUU